UCCAUCUUGCAUCUGCUGUGUGGUAUGAUUUGCUCAAAGAAAACUACCUAUAUAAUUUGGUUACCCCUGAAUCUGGUCAACAGCCAGCCCUACGAUUCGAAAAGCGCCUAGGUACCUUACUGCCUAACUAUGACAAAUUUGUGGUGAUUUCCGAAUAAGUUUAUAUGCUCAAUGUAGACUCUAUUACUCUCCCGGAGAGGCAGAAUCAGCUAUCCAUGGAUAUCAUUAGUUCCUUUUACACCGCACUCCAUGUGGGUAUUAGAAUAUGACGCAGAAGCUGCCAGGCCAACUACAUAUGGCGAUAAUUUGGUAUCGACCGCAUGUUUUCGGCGGUCCGCAAUUGCGGCGUUCCGAUAAUUAUUGAAUCACUGUCAGCGGAGCUUCGGAGCGGCACAGGGGAUAGAGGUGGUCGUAUAGUCUUGGCCAAUCACAAGUCGGGACAGCCCGGGGUAUCGUUAAUGGUAUCGGGAAAUGCUGCUUCGGGAGGAUCGAGGUCAAGCCUUCAACUCUUCCAGCCUUUCAGCCCAGAUGAUAAAUAGUCCAAUUCCCGCCUCCAAGUUUGACCUCUCGAAAGAAGAUAGACGCCGCCCGCCUUGAAACUUCUCACUUUCUCACUCAAAUUCGAAUAUAUUAUAAUAUACAAUACAUAACUUCCACUUUAAGAAUCUUCGAGAUAACGAGAUGCCUUCCCAGCAAGCGAAGAAACACGCGUCUGUCGACACCUUGCGAGCAAUCGCGGAGGCGCAUGGAUUUCAGCUGAAACCUCAAGAUGAGCUAGAAUAUCUCGACAUCGUUCACGCGGCGGAGGAAUCCGUGAAUAUCGUCGACCAUUUGCCAGACUGGCUUACACCAGACCUCGGGACUCCUGCUCAAUCCUCUCGAACGUAUACUCUGCCAUCUACUUCUGAGAAUCCUCUGAAUGCUUGGAGCUAUCGGACGUGUAUCAAGGGUCCGGAGCUCCAAAAUAGCGCAGGCUUACUAGCUGGUAAGAAAGUCGCUAUCAAGGACAACACGGCUGUCGCGGGCGUUCCAACUACAGGCGGUACUCAGCCUUUCCACCUAUGCAACGAUAAGCCAGCCCCGAUCCCGACCCUCGAUGCCCCCGUCGUAUCUCGCAUCCUUGAGGCCGGCGCGGUAAUCACAGGUAUUUCGACAUGCGAGAAUUACUGCAUGUCGGCUAUGUCUUGUACCAGCGCCACGGGACCCGUCGACAACCCUUGGUUGAAGGGCUACUCCGCAGGUGGAAGUAGUAGCGGAUCAGCGGCGCUUAUCGCCCUCAACGUUGUCAAGAAGUGGCGCGAAUCCAGAGGUCUCCCUAUCGAAGAUUUAGGUGAAGGGGUAGACUUCGCUACUGGGAGUGACCAGGGCGGCAGCAUCAGAGUCCCUGCUGCGUACUGCGGUAUCUAUGGCCUCAAGCCAACACAUGGUUUAGUUCCUUUCACGGGCAUCAGCUCGCUCUUCCCCAUACUCGACCAUGUUGGUCCAAUGGCAUCCUCUGUUCAUGAUACCGCGCUCUUCCUUGCGGUACUCGCCGGUUACGACGGCUUCGAUCCCCGUAUGACCCCUGAAACCCCCCUUCGAGCUAAUGUACCUCAAUACCAUGCCAUCCUUGACGAACAGAUCGCUGCGCGUGCCGCGGCCGGCACCUGGACACCCCAAGCAGCGGGCCGUGGUAUACGUGUUGGAGUGCUUAAAGAAGCUUUCAGCGUCGCCGGCAUCAGUCCUGAGGUCAUAUCCGUCAUCCGCAAGGCUUCAUCGCGCUUCGCCGCCCUUGGCGCCUCCGUCGCCGAUGUCUCUAUUCCGCUGCAUAUCGCGGCGCCGCACAUCUUCACGGCUUCAACCCGCGCUUACAUGGCGGAUAUCCUGUUAUCCCGCCAGGGUUCCUCCACCGCGUCUUCUCUCCCAUUCCCAUUCCCGGGCCCCGCCCCAGCUGCUCCUGAUCAGAACUGGUAUGAGACGAUGACUGCGUCGAACCCGCUUGUCAUUGCUUUGCUUUUGAGCAGCGAGGUCCUAUCCGACCGGUCGAAGUAUCCAGAAACCGUACGGGAUAAGGCUGUACGUCACGUCCAAGAACUACGCGCCGCGUACGACAAAGCACUGCAGCAGUUCGACGUGCUAAUCAUGCCCGCGACGCCGACGGUCGGGCCACAGCACGCAGGAGCGGGCAUGGGUAUCGCGAAGAAGGCGGAGUUUCUCCUCUCGAACACGCUCAACACCAUGCCGUUUAACAUUACGGGCCAUCCGGGCUUGGUUAUACCCGUUGGCUGGGGUCACGUUGAAGGCGGCGGUGGAGAUGGGAAGGCGAAGUUACCGGUUGGUAUGCAGAUCGUGGGCAAGAGAUUUGACGAGCAGGCUGUCUUCCUUGCCGCUGCCGCGUGGGAGGUUGGUGGGCUAGGGCUAGAUGAGGAAUGAGUAAGGUAAUGAGGAAGAGUGUGGUGCGUGGUUAUGAAAGAGUGAUUACAGGUAAGUAGGUACUUAACAUAGGCAGGUUUACGCAUGUUUGUCAUCGAGAUUCUCAUUCUAAGCGAAUAAGUUAUGUCGCCAAUUAAUGUACAUAAGUCAAAUAGGAAUAAGAAUGGAUGACAUAACUCAUCCAUGGAUUCCUAUUACCUCUCUACAUGCUUAAUGACCUAAUAUUUGACUAGAUUGAAAUAUUGCCCAGACUCAUACGACUUAAUC
This is a messenger RNA of Annulohypoxylon truncatum, 2679 nucleotides long. RefSeq names its product amidase signature enzyme. Gene Ontology annotation, molecular function: catalytic activity. NCBI's taxonomy places the organism in Eukaryota, Fungi, Ascomycota, Sordariomycetes, Xylariales, Hypoxylaceae. The record is from RefSeq and is a predicted model, not a curated record. The transcript is spliced from 6 exons. The coding region runs from base 682 to 2412 and encodes 576 amino acids.